AUAACUUGAUAACAGAUCGCAAUGGUUUAUUAUUGAUAUUAUGUUCAAUUAGAAAUAAAUAUUAUUCCAUAAAAGCAAUAAAAGUAUUGUCAAAUUAAAUACUUGGAAAAUGGAGGACGUUGCGCGUAUAGCUGUGAUCGAACAAACAAUGAAUGACAUCGAUACAUUUAAUAAAGUUCUUAAUGAACUUUUGCAACAUAUUGAAAAAAUUUUAGAAAAUCCCCAUGACUUGGAGCAACGAAUAUUAAAAAGUUCAUCAUUGAAGAAAGCUAUGGAACACGAAGUUUUCUGUGAAUAUCUAAAAUAUGUGGGAUUUAAACGUGAAAAUAAUGAUUAUAUAUAUCCAAGGGAGCAAAGUUUGGGUAAAUUGAGAUUUGCUCAGGUGGCUCUUAAGAGAAAGAUAUCAAUCUGCUGCGGUUCCAAGCAACAAUUGGAUAUACAAAGGCCUCCAUGUUACAUUAAAAACAAUGAACCAUACCUGAAGCCAGUUUAUUUGGAAACCGCAGUUCCAUUAUUUAACAGAAUAGAGAUGCUUUUCAACAAUGUAUUAAUGUACGAGAAAGAUGAUAUGCAAGAGAAGGCUAGAGAGGUCAUACCUCUUGUCUCUUUGGAACUGAAGGCAAUAGAGAGAGUGAGAGAGCAUCAGAGGAAGUUAAAAAUGGGUGAGGUGAAAGGCGACGAUUUGUCGUUUGAAUUAGCUCUUCUAUUCGAACUGAUGGGCUGGUUCAAGAAUGAAUUCUUUGAGUGGAUAGACAAGCCCGAUUGCGACUUCUGUGGAGGAGAAACUGGCAUCGCCACUGUCGAACAGAGGACUAUGGAAAAAGAGCUGUGUACCGUCGAGGUGUUUAAAUGUAAAAAAUGCGAGCGCGACACGCUGUUCCCGCGGUACAACGACGUGCGCAACUUACUGCGCACGCGCCGCGGCCGCUGCGGGGAGUGGGCCAACUGCUUCGCGCUACUCUGCCGCGCGCUCGGAUAUGACACACGACACGUCUUUGACACAAACGACCAUGUCUGGGUCGAGAUCUUUAACUUGGAGUCUGGGGAGUGGCUGCACGUGGACCCCUGCGAGGGCAUGGUGGACGCGCCGCUGGUGUACAGCUGCGGGUGGGGCACUCGCCUCGCCUACGUGAUCGCCGUGUCGCGAGACGACGUGCAGGACGUCACCUGGCGGUACACUGUCAAGCACAAGCAGGUGAAGUACCGACGCACGCUGUGCGCGGAGUCCGACUUGGUGUGGUGCAUGAUGACGCUGCGUGCUGCUCGCCAGGCGCAGGUGUCGUCCGCGCGCCGGGACUUCCUCGCCAAGCGCACCGUUAAAGAGCUCGUUCUGCUCAUGCAGGAAAAAGAACCGAGUGAUUACGAGAAGAAGGGUCGCAUGUCAGGCGCGCUGGAGUGGCGCGAGGACCGCGGCGAGGUGAGCAGCCACAGCCACACGUUCCACUUCGUGAAGCCCGGCGCCUACAACAUCCAGUACUGCGCCGCCAAGGACGAGUAUCGCGUCUUCUGCGACGGCAAAAAGGAGAACGUCAUCGACUCCUUCCUCGAGGGUGCCUACAAGAGCGAGUACAUCUUCAGGAAAGUGGAAAAAGACUGGAAGCAAGUCUAUUUGGCGAGGAAUGAGCGCGAGGAGAAAGGGCAGAUAUCGUGGAAGCUGGAGGUGGAGUACGAUGACCUGGUGUUGAAGGACCUGGUGCUGGUGGUGUGCGCUACCACCUUCGAGGACGGGUGCGUGCGCUGCUCCGUGCAGUUCGACAGCGAGCCUGCGCAGGACAUCAAGCUCGAGGGUCCAAUAAAGUUCAAGCGGGAGUUCAAGAAGGUGGUGGUGAGUUGCGAGCUGACCGGCGGCUCCGGAGACAACAGGUACCAGCACGCGCAGCUCUUCCGUCAGCCCACCAACGCCAAGGAGUCACUCCUCAAGAUCAUCACUAAUGUCGUCUAUAGAAUUAAUUAAAUUAAUCCACUUGAUAAAAGCCAAAACUCAUCUUCAAUGUAUUCGGCAGAUAGUUAGAGGGAAUGGGAAAUAUAUUUCUGUUCCUCCGUCGAAGCUUAAUUUCACUAUUAAGGAAAAAUGUCAAAUAUUAUAAGUUAAAAUACAUUUAAAGUAGAACGUAUUAGCAGUAGAAAUCUACUGCAGUUAGUUAAUAUUGUCCCUUUUAUUCUCUUUUACACGACAGAGACAGUUUAGGGAGCGUCCACAAAUUACGUGAGGUGUUUUUUUAAUUUUCUGUCCCUCCCUUCCCCCCUGGUGAGAUGUCGUGAGAUUUUUUACAACCUCAUCCUCCAAUCUCACGGGAGAUUUUUCAAAAUGUGAGUUUCUUAAGUAAACGCGUUGGAUUGUCAUUGUAAAAAGAAAAAAAAAUGCUUUGUGC
Messenger RNA from Papilio xuthus (Asian swallowtail), 2372 nucleotides. RefSeq names its product N-glycanase Pngl (gene Pngl). NCBI's taxonomy places the organism in Eukaryota, Metazoa, Arthropoda, Insecta, Lepidoptera, Papilionidae. Gene Ontology annotation, molecular function: peptide-N4-(N-acetyl-beta-glucosaminyl)asparagine amidase activity. Bases 110 to 1954 code for a protein of 614 amino acids. The record is from RefSeq and is a predicted model, not a curated record. Gene Ontology annotation, cellular component: nucleus; cytoplasm; cytosol. The transcript has 10 exons. Gene Ontology annotation, biological process: protein deglycosylation; glycoprotein catabolic process.